AUGAACCUACUAGGCGCAAGCGACCAGGUAGAAAGUAUACCUCCCGAGCUUGAGUUUGUGCUAACAUCAUUAAAGUGUGAUGGCAUUCGACCGUCGUGCUCUCGCUGCCUUGACCGUGGCGUUCCUUGCGAGUACUCCACAGCAGAAGACGGGCGGCAGCCAGCGCCCAAGUCCUAUGUAGUCAUGCUACGCAAUCGAAUUGAACUCUUGGAGCGUGUACUGCAAACCUAUGGCAUUGAUCCUGAUGCCGCUAUCCAACAGAUGACGAAAAAUUGCGAGCUUGACCCCGAGUGGGCCCCGGCUUGCUCGAAUGUUGAUGACUUGUGUACUACGUUUGACGGCGCACUGACGCUUGACGAAUCAUUAAAUUUCGAUCAAGAUGGUGAAAUGCGGUAUUUUGGACCGGCAAAUUUCCGCAACGAACAAGCAUAUCAGUCCGACGGCCCUUCCAUACAACCUGAUGAGACACUGCUGAAUGGGAGUACAGGCUUGUUAGAAGAAAGCUUGAUACCAGAAGACGGGCUUCGAUCUCAUUUGAUUGACCUGUAUUUUGAGUGGGAACAGCCAUGGUUCCAGGUCGUGAACGAGAAACUGUUCCGAGAAUCAAUGAGACAUGGCGGUCGAUACUUUACCCCCCUUCUUCUAAAUUGCAUCCUCGCUUUAGGGUCAAGGUACUGCGAUCGCAUAGAAGUGAGAUCAGACCCGAAUGAUUCAAACACAGCCGGCAAGGUAUUUCUCGAGAGGGCGGAAAAUUUGAUUCAACACGAUCUCAGGUGGCCCAAGAUCACAACAAUCCAGUCAUUGGCCAUUAUGGGAAUGACCUAUAUAGCAAUGGGAUCCGAUGCUGCGGGGUGGCUUCAUCAAGGUAUGGCCAAUCGCCUGGCCCUGGAUAUGGGUUUCAAUAUGGAUCCUUCGGUCCUUUCCGGAGCAGUUGCUCUCCCACCCAUUGAAAUUGAGCUGCGAAGACAGAUCUAUUGGGCCCUGUAUUGCCACGAUAAACUGUCAGCGAGCUACACAGGCAGGGUGUGCACGUUACUGGUAUGCUGUACCGCCAAGAAUAUUUCCUCUGCAUCAAACUCACCUUCAUUCAUCGCGCAGGACUCCCAGGGUGUCGUCAACAAACCAUUUUCCUUGUGUGCCUCGGAUGUCUAUUUGCCUUCAGCAAAUGGCAAUGGACAAUUACGGGCUGCUUCUCAAAGAGACGUGGUACAGUUGCAUAGGGCAAUGAUCGACCUGUGUCGUAUAUUCGAGAAAGUUCUCCUUUCGUUAACAGCAGCUGCCAAGAAUCGGAGUCCGCCUGGGAACAGAAAGUCACGGCAAUAUGCAAAACCUCAAUCCGAGGAACCCACAUACUGCAUGCUCUCAGCGGCAUCGCUCAUCAUAGAAAGAUGCUGCGUUGAUGCCGCUAUGAGACCUGUUACAGGAAACCAGACCUCGCAAGGCCCGUCACCACAGGCAGCUGUGGGACUCUGCCUUCAGGUUCUGCGGGAACUCUCGACGUCCUGGGAUAUCGCAAAGCGUAUCGGACAGAAUCUGGAGAAAUUGUAUUGCCAACGUUUGAACUGUGAUAUCGAUCAUAUGCCACCCGCCCCUCCAUUGGAAUGGAAAGUGGGUUGCACAACUCCGUGUCAACCGGCAGACAUGGAUCUCUACGUAGGGCCCAUGGCCCCGACCCCGACUGAUCCACUACAAUGUCUGUCCAACCAGAAAGACCUGCAUGUUCAAAACACCCCUUUGGCCCCAUCACUUCCAAAUACCAAUUGGCUUGACGUUCCUACUCCGAGCAACAAUCACCAACAAAAUGAAAACAGCAUGAUUGGACUUGCGCCAGCCCCUAGUAAUCCUCAUGGGGUGUUUAUCAACAACCUCGGCUUUGCGUUCUCGGCCAAUUGUCUACCCAGCGACUACAACAUGUUUGAUACAUUGAAUCAGAUGUAUUUAGACGACAUGUGGUGA
Molecule: messenger RNA, 1956 nt
Organism: Penicillium expansum
Lineage: Eukaryota; Fungi; Ascomycota; Eurotiomycetes; Eurotiales; Aspergillaceae
Exons: 6
Coding region: 1-1956 (651 amino acids)
Biological process (GO): regulation of DNA-templated transcription; DNA-templated transcription
Molecular function (GO): DNA binding; zinc ion binding; DNA-binding transcription factor activity, RNA polymerase II-specific
Source: RefSeq, a predicted model, not a curated record